This is a messenger RNA of Hevea brasiliensis (rubber tree), 970 nucleotides long. RefSeq lists its product as uncharacterized. Lineage: Eukaryota; Viridiplantae; Streptophyta; Magnoliopsida; Malpighiales; Euphorbiaceae. The coding region runs from base 154 to 732 and encodes 192 amino acids. The record is from RefSeq and is a predicted model, not a curated record. The transcript is spliced from 3 exons.
CGGUGAGGGUCCCAUAACAAUUCACGCCUUCUCCUUCCCAUAACAUCCAAGUUGGAACGGGGAAGGACAAUUGGAAAGCAGAGAAUUGAUUGAGAGAGAAGCAAAUCAAAAGAUCCACGCUCCGUGGUUGUGUAGGCCAUAGGGUUCUUUUCAAUGGAAGAAACAAAGCCCGUUCAAUUCUCCACAGAUCCACAACCACCACGAACCCACUCCAACAAAAGAAAGCUUAGCAGCGUCGAACUCCGCAAUUCCUCCUACUUCAAAAUUCGCGCCCUUGUUCGACAACUCCGUCCCCAGUUUAUCCAGGUGCUUCAGUCACCUGACUUUCGGAAUUGUAAAGCAGCUCAUGAACUUCGAAUACAAAUGAAGCUUGUGAUGGAUUCAUGCAAGCAGAUGACCAUGGAGAUAGAUCCCCUUGAGAAGUUUGUGUUGGAAUGUCAGCCUUCCUCAGGUAAAAGCAUGCCUGUAAAACAAUCCUGGGACAGACAAAAGGAUAGAGAAGUACCAGAGUUGCUUCGGCAUAACAAGCCAUCAGAACAACCUGCAGAACAGAAAACACAUACAAAUUUCAACUCACAGAUGAAGCUUGAUGAUCGCCGGACACGAAAGAGUUAUAUUGUUGGUGGUUCAGUUUUUGGUUGGAACUUCAUAACAUUUGGAGGCAGUAGCCCUGUUUAUUAUGGGGUGACGAAGGAGUCUUACAGAAACACCCUUAACAGGAAAAUGUCAUGAACUCCUCUUUUUAAGUAAUAAUAUAGAAAAUGCACAUUCUAUAGUGUAGCAACUUUGAAUUGGCCAUUGCUCGAAAGAAUAGAAAAACUUUGAAGUAGCCAUUAGAAGCCAGAAAAUAUUCAUUUUGUUUAAGAAAGUUGAAAAUUUUGAUGGAAAGAAGCCAGUUGUCAUGUUGUUUUUAACAGACGGGACCAAUUUUGCCAUUACUGGGUGGGAAUGGAUUCAGCACGGUUUCAUA